UUGAUCUGUGGUUUGUUAUUUCAAUGCAGACCAAAUGGCACCCUAUUCCCUAUUUUGGGCACUACUUUAGAUCAGGACCCAUAGGGAGGUGGUUAAAAGUAGGGCACUACUUUAGAUCAGGACCCAUAGGGAUGUGGUUAAAAGUAGGGCACUACUUUAGAUCAGGACCCAUAGGGAUGUGGUUAAAAGUAGGGCACUACUUUAGAUCAGGUCCCAUAGGGAGGUGGUUAAAAGUAGGGCACUACUUUAGAUCAGGACCCAUAGGGAUGUGGUUAAAAGUAGGGCACUACUUUAGAUCAGGUCCCAUAGGGAUGUGGUUAAAAGUAGGGCACUACUUUAGAUCAGGUCCCAUAGGGAGGUGGUUAAAAGUAGGGCACUACUUUAGAUCAGGACCCAUAGGGAUGUGGUUAAAAGUAGGGCACUACUUUAGAUCAGGUCCCAUAGGGAGGUGGUUAAAAGUAGGGCACUACUUUAGAUCAGGUCCCAUAGGGAUGUGGUUAAAAGUAGGGCACUACUUUAGAUCAGGUCCCAUAGGGAUGUGGUUAAAAGUAGGGCACUACUUUAGAUCAGGACCCAUAGGGAGGUGGUUAAAAGUAGGGCACUACUUUAGAUCAGGUCCAAUAGGGAGGUGGUUAAAAGUAGGGCACUACUUUAGAUCAGGUCCAAUAGGGAGGUGGUUAAAAGUAGGGCACUACUUUAGAUCAGGUCCAAUAGGGAUGUGGUUAAAAGUAGGGCACUACUUUAGAUCAGGACCCAUAGGGAGGUGGUUAAAAGUAGGGCACUACUUUAGAUCAGGUCCAAUAGGGAGGUGGUUAAAAGUAGGGCACUACUUUAGAUCAGGUCCCAUAGGGAGGUGGUUAAAAGUAGGGCACUACUUUAGAUCAGGUCCCAUAGGGAUGUGGUUAAAAGUAGGGCACUACUUUAGAUCAGGUCCCAUAGGGAGGUGGUUAAAAGUAGGGCACUACUUUAGAUCAGGUCCCAUAGGGAUGUGGUUAAAAGUAGGGCACUACUUUAGAUCAGGUCCAAUAGGGAUGUGGUUAAAAGUAGGGCACUACUUUAGAUCAGGGCCCAUAGGGAUGUGGUUAAAAGUAGGGCACUACUUUAGAUCAGGUCCCAUAGGGAUAUGGUUAAAAGUAGGGCACGAAAGGGAAAAGGGUGCCAUUUGGAAAGCAGGUUUUGUUUCUACUUCCUGUCACUUUGUACAUUUGGGUUUCCUUGGCGACGUUCUUUUACGACUGCGAUUGUCACAAUGACAACACUUGUUUUAUCUAUUUCAUAAUAGAUAAACUUUGGAACUAAAUAAACUAUAAACCCUCAACAUGGGUGUCUGUCA
Molecule: messenger RNA, 1333 nt
Organism: Oncorhynchus keta (chum salmon)
Lineage: Eukaryota; Metazoa; Chordata; Actinopteri; Salmoniformes; Salmonidae
Product: collagen alpha-2(I) chain-like
Exons: 2
Coding region: 24-1253 (409 amino acids)
Source: RefSeq, a predicted model, not a curated record